Marmota flaviventris (yellow-bellied marmot) is the source of this 3726-nucleotide messenger RNA. It is a transcript of the gene Fam20b, whose product is annotated as FAM20B glycosaminoglycan xylosylkinase. Gene Ontology annotation, molecular function: phosphotransferase activity, alcohol group as acceptor. NCBI's taxonomy places the organism in Eukaryota, Metazoa, Chordata, Mammalia, Rodentia, Sciuridae. The record is from RefSeq and is a predicted model, not a curated record. Gene Ontology annotation, cellular component: Golgi apparatus. Gene Ontology annotation, biological process: proteoglycan biosynthetic process.
GGGUGUGGGACCGCCGGCUCGGGCGCGGAGAGGUGGCCAGGGAAUGGCCGGGCCGGAGGUGGGCGGGAGCCGCAGUGGCGGCGGCGGCUGGGGGCGGUGAGAGCGGCGUGGGGCUGCCCCUCCCCGGAGGCGGCGGGGGCGGCCGGGGCCGCGCCGCACCGCACCGCGCGGGCGGCCAUGGAGCGAGCCUAGGGCCCGACAGGAAUUGUGGGGGCACUCCAGUGAAGAAAUGGACGAGUGUGUGUAAUCAUGGAAUCUCCUUGCUGACCAUCACCACCUGCUCUCUUUAAUAAGUGAGAGAGUGGGUUAGGGGAGGAAGAAAAGAGGUCACCAUGAAGCUUAAGCAGCGAGUUGUGCUGUUAGCAAUACUCCUUGUCAUCUUUAUCUUCACCAAAGUUUUCCUGAUUGACAACUUAGAUACAUCAGCUGCCAACCGGGAGGACCAGAGGGCUUUUCACCGAAUGAUGACUGGCUUGCGGGUGGAGUUGGCACCCAAGCUGGACCACACCUUGCAAUCACCAUGGGAGAUUGCAGCCCAGUGGGUAGUACCCCGAGAAGUGUACCCUGAAGAGACACCAGAGCUGGGGGCAAUUAUGCAUGCCAUGGCCACCAAGAAAAUCAUUAAAGCCGAUGUAGGUUAUAAAGGGACUCAGCUGAAAGCCUUACUGAUACUUGAAGGAGGACAGAAAGUUGUCUUCAAACCUAAGCGGUAUAGCCGAGACUAUGUGGUGGAAGGGGAGCCAUAUGCUGGUUAUGAUAGACACAACGCAGAGGUAGCAGCCUUUCAUUUGGACAGGAUUCUGGGUUUCCGCCGAGCCCCCUUGGUGGUUGGCAGGUUUGUUAAUCUACGGACAGAGAUCAAGCCUGUUGCUACGGAGCAGCUGUUGAGCACCUUCCUAGCUGUAGGAAACAAUACUUGUUUCUAUGGGAAGUGCUAUUACUGCCGAGAAACAGAGCCAGCUUGUGCAGAUGGAGACACAAUGGAGGGAUCUGUCACGCUUUGGCUUCCAGAUGUGUGGCCUCUGCAGAAACACCGACACCCCUGGGGCAGGACUUACCGAGAAGGCAAAUUGGCCAGGUGGGAGUAUGAUGAGAGCUACUGUGAUGCUGUGAAGAAAACAUCCCCAUAUGACUCAGGCCCACGCCUCUUGGACAUCAUUGACACCUCUGUCUUUGAUUACCUGAUUGGCAAUGCUGACCGCCAUCACUAUGAGAGCUUUCAGGAUGAUGAAGGCGCUAGUAUGCUCAUCCUUCUUGAUAAUGCCAAAAGCUUUGGGAACCCCUCGCUGGAUGAGAGAAGCAUCCUUGCCCCUCUCUAUCAGUGCUGCAUCAUUAGGGUUUCCACCUGGAACAGACUGAACUACCUAAAGAAUGGAGUGCUAAAGUCUGCCUUAAAAUCUGCCAUGGCCCAUGAUCCCAUCUCCCCUGUGCUCUCUGAUCCUCACCUGGACGCUGUGGACCAGCGGCUCCUGAAUGUCCUGGCCACCGUGAAGCAGUGCACUGACCAGUUUGGGAUGGACACUGUGCUGGUAGAAGACAGGAUGCCUCUGUCCCACUUGUAACUGUCAACAGAAAAUAAGUGAAACUUAUUUUUACAAAGAUAGAGAAACAGCACAAUCAAUUCCAAAUGGUAUGAGAUGGCUUUGGAAGUGCCAGCAGCAAGUUCUGGUGGUGGAGGACAGGGUGGCCUUGGGUGUCUUUGUUUUUUUCUGUAGUGGAAGCAAAAGCAAAGACCACAAGUGUCAGAGCUUGGGAUGUUCCUGCAGAAACACCUUCCAGCGUCCUCGGCAGUUGCCCAUUUCUAGCAGUGGUCAUCAGCAUUGGUCAGUCUGUGUUCCCAUACCAAAGGACAAACAGGUGUGACAUUUGGAUAAGUGAAUGCUGGGAUUGCUUCCAGAGUGUGUGUUUUGAGGAGAACCUUGUAGUCCUUUCUCCACACCUGUGAAUUUUGUGGAAAUACUUUAAGAUCUCUUGUGUCUUUUUUACCAAGACUAGUCUAAUUUGAAAGCUUACUGCCUCCUACGGAGUGGCGGCAAAUAAAACUUUGUCUAUUGAGCCAAAAUAGCAUUCUCUGUUGGAGGGGAUAUGUUUUUAAGAUAAGAUUGAAGGGAAGGGCAAAAUUGGAAAGAAGUUCAGGUUUUUGAGCAAUUGGGUAGUAUGGUUUUGAUGAUCUUAAUGGAGGGAAGUAGAGAGACACCUGGUAGAACCAGAAUCUGGAAGAUGACAGGUUUCCCUGUAUUUAAGUUCUUAGGUGUGUAAAAGCAAAUAUGACUUUUACCUAGGUAAAAUCUGCAUUCCCACAAUUGUGUCCAAAUUAACCAAAAAAAAAAAAAAAAAGGUCUCUAGAGAAAAUUAUUUUACAACUCAAACAUGACUCUUUAUGGAGAAUUUUAUUUUCCUCUUUUGCCUAAAGCAGCUGGCAGAUCCUUUCCAAAUUAACAAAGCUAACUGAAAUAAUACCUUGAAUAAGUUAGGCUGCCUGUGAUCUCUGUCAUCUUCACUUCUUUCUUGAAAUGAAUUUCCACCAUUGCCUUUAAGACAUUUGGUCAUUGAAAUUGAUGUUUUCGUGAGAAAAGGCAGCUCUUCUGCAGAGGACAGUGUACACCCUGGUGGUGGCUGGACAGAGCUGUGACUUGGGCCACACAAAAGACUGGAAUCAAAAAACUGUAAGCCUUCUGAGCCUUGAAAUUAAGGAGGUUGACAGAAGGAGCCUGAAGAUUUUGGUUUAUAUCAAAUCCUGAUUUCAUUGCUUAGUCUCAUUUGGAUUUUUUAACCCAUGGUAUAUAAUCUCCUCUUGGCACUCUCAAUUCAGACUGUUGAAAUGCAGAUUCUGGAGUGUCCACAACUAUAGAAAAUUAAUCGAGCAGAGCUGGGCAGGCCUGGGACACUCACGCUUCUGUGCAUUCAGAGACCAGUGCCCUGCUGCAUCUUGACCAGAUGCUGUUGAAGUUUUGUACCGCUGCCAAGCAUACACUAAUAUUUAAACAGAGUGGUCGAACACAUUUCAUGACAGCCAUUGGAGACCAAUUUUGGGUGACCAAAAACAGCUUUCAAAUUUAUGCCCAUUUUCUCACACUGAAAGAUAACUGGGUACUUGUAAGUACUUUAAAAUGACAUGGAAUUAGGAAACUUUUAUACUUUUUAUAUACAUCUUGAGGUGGUUAUAAGAAUAGACCAAGUUUUUAAAAGGGUAUUGAUUUAAGAGGACAGAUGUUAGCAAACAACGCUGAAAUAGUGUUGACAAAGAAGUAUUAAUCCCAGUUGUAAGACCACUUGCUGUGUGAGCCCAGGAACUUCACAGUCCACCUUGGUUGAUGCUUAACCUCAAACUUCUAAGAGCCAAUAGAACGGACACCAGUAUGCUCUGCUGUACUCUGCUCAGGAGUGUUCAUGGAACUAAAUUAUGGAUUAGUGUUCUUUUCAAAUAUAUGCUGCCUUUGGUGUACAACAAUGAGAUGAAUAAGAAUUGUUCUCAGAACAGGAAAUUUAUUCAUAACAUCAAAGGCAGAAGAUUCUGCUAAGGGCAAAAACAGGAGGGAAAGCUUUUUUGGCAAAUGUUCUCUGACACAUGCCUGUAUUCCUAGCUACUCACAAGACUGAGGCAGGAGGAUCAUAAGUUCAAGGCCAGCCUCAGCAACUUAGGGAGACCCUGUAUCAAAAUAAAAACAGCAGAGAAUGUAGUUGAGUGGAAGGGUGCCACUGUACCCAGUACUGUGCAAAAAAAAA